Ochlerotatus camptorhynchus is the source of this 1580-nucleotide messenger RNA. RefSeq names its product chitinase-like protein Idgf4. NCBI's taxonomy places the organism in Eukaryota, Metazoa, Arthropoda, Insecta, Diptera, Culicidae. Bases 72 to 1397 code for a protein of 441 amino acids. Gene Ontology annotation, cellular component: extracellular region. Gene Ontology annotation, biological process: carbohydrate metabolic process; chitin catabolic process. The transcript is spliced from 3 exons. The record is from RefSeq and is a predicted model, not a curated record. Gene Ontology annotation, molecular function: chitin binding; chitinase activity.
GACACUUGAAUAUUCAGUUGUGGAUUAUUUGCAGUGCGAUUAUUUACAGUGAGUUGGUGAAAAGUGCAAUAAUGUGGAUUUUAAAGGUUGGUGCCGUGCUGUUUCUGGCAGCGCUGGCUACGGCCAACAAUGCCACCAGUGGGCCCAAGAUCCUGUGCUACUACGAUGGCCAAAUGGCUCUGCGUGAAGGUCUGGGUAAAAUAACGAUCACGGACAUUGAGCUGGCAUUGCCGUUCUGUACUCAUCUUGUGUACGGAUUUGCCGGUAUCAAUCCGGAUAGCUUCAAAUUGCGAGCUGUGGAUGAAAGCCUCGAUUUGGACUCGGGUAAAGGUCAGUACCGGUUGGCCACCUCUUUGAAGCGUCGGUAUCCAAAUUUGAAGGUUUUGCUCAGCGUCGGUGGCUACAAAGAUCUUUCUGAGGAGAAGCCCUAUGAAAAGUAUCUGACGAUGUUGGAGUCUGGCGGAAGACGAACGGCGUUCGUCAACUCGGUUUACUCGACCCUGAAGACGUACGACUUUGAUGGACUGGAUUUGGCAUGGCAGUUCCCACAGUCCAAACCAAAGCGGAUGCGUGGUUGGACCGGAAAGUUAUGGCAUGGAUUCAAGAAGCUCUUUUCUGGUGACAGUGUGCUGGACCCGAAGGCAGAAGAACACCGUGAGGAGUUUACGGCAAUCGUGCGAGAUUUGAAGAAUGCUUUUAUUCACGACAACUUUUUGCUUGGGCUGACGGUGCUGCCACAUGUGAAUGAGAGCAUCUUCAUGGAUGUACCACUGUUGAAGGACAACUUGGACUAUGUACAUUUGGCUUCGUUCGAUCAGCAGACGCCAGAGCGGAAUCCCAAGGAGGCGGACUUUACGGCUCCGAUCUACGAGCCCACGGAACGUAUUGAGGGAAACAAUGUCGAUGCGGAAGUGAGCUACUGGUUGAAAGAGGGAACACCACCAAGCAAAAUCGUCAUCGGCAUCCCAUCCUACGGACGUGGCUGGAAACUGGUGGAAAAAUCCGGAAUCACUGGAGUUCCUCCGAUCCCGUCCGAUGGACCGUCUGCUCCGGGCCCGCACUCUGAAAUCCCUGGAUUCUACAGCUGGGCCGAGGUAUGCGCCAAACUACCCAACCCAGGCAACGCAAACCUGCAGGGAGGUGAUCUACCUCUACGUAAGAUUGGUGAUCCGACGCGUCGUUUCGGGGCAUAUGCCUUCCGCAUUCCGGACGAGAACGAAGAGCAUGGAAUCUGGCUUUCGUAUGAGGACCCGGACACGGCCGGUAACAAAGCCGGCUACGUCAAGGCCAAGGGUUUGGGUGGAAUUUCCAUCUUCGAUCUGGGUAACGACGACGUCCGGGGCACCUGUGCCGGAGAUAAAUUCCCCAUCUUGAGAGCUGCCAAGUAUAGACUGUAGACAAACCGUACCAAUUGUUUCCAAGAGUAUCAAUUUAAUAUCCUAUGACAUGUAACAAAAAAACGACCUACGUACAUAAGUAUAGCUUUAUAGUGGAUACAUUCGUUUCGCGUUUUUCAAUUUCUUUCCGCUUCCUUGUGAAUUGUAACGUUCAUUCUUUGAUUAAAUAUGCAUCAAUCUCAA